AUGAGGUUCAGCCCAGAUCACGAUCAAAUUAUUAGAAAAUUUAUGGACAAUAAUAAAUCCGUUAAACAUCCAUUUUCAAUAUUAAGUAAAAAGGAAUCGAUUCCUUUUACCUCCAAACAAUUAGCUAAUCGUUGGUGGAGCAUACUUGAUCCUCGUCUUUGCAAGGACGCUUUCUCACAAGAAGAGAAGGAUUUUAUUUAUAAAUGGGUUCCGGAACAUACACAACCAGAACAGAAUAUUCAAUGGAAAGCUUUACAGCCUGUAAUGGAAGCCGAGUUCGGUAAAUUUCGUUCGCGCAAUGAUCUAAAAAACAUUUGGAAUUGUAAGAAAAGACAAAACGAUCGAGCUAAUCAAGUAGGCGAUUCUAAUUCUAUUCUUCCCGAUGACGAGCAUGAAUCCGGCGAGGAGGAAGGCGAUGAAUUAUACAGCGAUUAUGAAAUUGAUAUCGAAGCUGGUGAUAAUAUUGCUGUAAUCGAAGCUGAAGCCGGUGCUUCCAAUAAAGCUUCUAUUGAUUAUAUGUUAAAUAAAAAUUAA
Funneliformis mosseae is the source of this 534-nucleotide messenger RNA. The record is from the annotation of a GenBank genome assembly. Lineage: Eukaryota; Fungi; Glomeromycota; Glomeromycetes; Glomerales; Glomeraceae.